AUGGUGCAAAAGGUCAUAAUUAUUGGUUCUGGGGUCGCUGGUCUUUCGCUGGCCCACGGACUUACCAAGCAAGGGAUCGAAUAUGAAAUCUUCGACAAGAGGGGUCCCGCAACUCCACAACGGGAUUGGGGCAUCACUGUUCAUUGGGCGGUUGAGUAUCUUAGCCUGUAUCCCGAUGACAUGGGCAAGCGCCUUCGUACGGCACAGGUCGUGGAAAGCAAGGAGAAGAAGCCAGCCGAGUUCGUGCUUUUCCACAAUGGCGAGACCGGCGAGAUCAUCAAGGAGAUUCCCCUGGGCCCUGCUCGCCGAUUCAGUCACCGUAAGAUUCGGGCCCUCCUCGCUGAGGGGAUACCGGUGCAGUACAACAAAUCGCUAGAGACGAUCAAUGAGCUUCACAAUGGUGUUGAGGCCAUUUUUACAGACGGUACCAAGGCUUGUGGAGACAUUCUUAUUGGUUGUGACGGCAGCAGAUCAUCCACGAGGAACUUUCUCUUCAACGGUACCGAGGACGGGGAGUGGAAGCCACUGCCUGGACUGAUUCUUAACAACUUCUGGAUGACAUACGAAACAGAGCAAGCGAAAACUCUCCUUAAGCAGCUUGGAGGUUUCCUAGAUAUUGCAUGUCACCCGACUGGUACUUACUAUGGAUUGAUACCUCUUGACAUUUCGGACGAUAAGAAGCCAGAGGAGUGGAAGUUCCAGGUCUUCAUGGGUGUGCGUAGCGAUAUCAAGCCAGAGGAUGACUCGCCUGAGAAGCGCUUUGAGAUUGUCAAGGCUGCAGGGAAGCCCUUUAUCGAUCCAUUCCGCUCCGGUAUUGAAUGGAUGCCUGAAGGUACCUACAUUAGCCCAGACAGGUACGGCACAUGGGAGACACGCCGUUGGGAUCACCGAGGCGGUAGAAUCUUGCUGGCGGGCGAUUCGGCGCAUUCCAUGACAGCACAUCGCGCUCAAGGAUUGAAUCACUCCCUCCAGGAUAUUCUCAACGUAAUCAAGGGUAUUAAGAGGGUUCGUGAAGGAGAGUUGACCAGGGAAGAAUUCGCAAACGAGUACAUCGACGAGGUUGUCCCUCGUGGAUCUGAGGAGGUGCGCAUGUCUUUGGAGCAAGGAAUGGCUGUGCAUAAUUGGGAAAGAGUGGCAACUAUGCCGAUUCUCAAGAUUGGCACAACGCCGCUCCACAUGGAACAAGACAUUGUGCCUUUGCCUGCAGCUUAG
This is a messenger RNA of Clonostachys byssicola, 1212 nucleotides long. The record is from the annotation of a GenBank genome assembly. Lineage: Eukaryota; Fungi; Ascomycota; Sordariomycetes; Hypocreales; Bionectriaceae.